AUGAAUCAGAAAGUGAAGCGCCCUGUGGUUUUGAUUUGUAUUGAUGGUUGGGGAAUCAACCAGAGUGAUUAUGGAAACGCGAUCCUCGCUGCUGAUACGCCAGUCAUGGACGAGUUCUACAGCAAACGACGGAACUUUGCCGAGUUGGAUGCGUCUGGACUGGCGGUGGGCCUCCCCGAGGGCGUCAUGGGGAACAGUGAAGUGGGCCACCUCACGAUCGGCUCAGGUCGUCCCCAGUACCAGGAUCUGGUUCGCAUCGAUUUGGCUGUGAAAGAAGGGAGUCUGGCGAAAAACGAGACCCUGCUCGAGGCGAUCGACCGAGCGAAAACAGUGUCGAAUGGGCGGAUGCAUCUCCUGGGACUCGUAUCGGAUGGCGGCGUGCACUCGCAUGAACGACAUUUGCACAAGCUGCUUGAGAUUCUCAAGGAUGCAAAUGUGCCGGAAGUCUACGUUCACGCGUUCACGGACGGGCGCGAUACGGAUCCGCAUAGCGGCAAGGGCUUUAUCGAGAAGCUUCUGAAGCAUAUGCGGCAACUCGGAGAACAUAUGCAACUCGCUACCUGUACUGGUCGGUACUAUGCCAUGGAUCGUGAUAAGCGCUGGGACCGGAUCGACCUGGCCUUGCGCGGGCUCGUGAAUGGCGAUGGCGAGGAAACCGCUGACGUCUUGGACACGAUCCAGAAACGCUACGACGGUGGCGAGACCGAUGAAUUCCUGAAACCCAUCAUUGUAUGCAAAAAAGGGUGUAUUACAUCCAAGGAUACGCUUCUUUUCUUCGACUUUCGGUCGGAUCGUAUGCGCGAGAUCGUUCAGACCCUGGGACAGCCUGCGCCCUACGAAACCAAGGUUCAGGUCCCCAAAGACCUGGGCAUCUUCUGCAUGUCUCAGUACGAUAUUCGGUUUCCGUUUCCAGUGCUGUUUCCGCCAGUUGAGAUGAAGAAUGUUCUGGCCGAGUGGAUUGGAAAUCAUGAUCUUUUUCAGUUUCAUACGGCGGAAACCGAAAAAUACGCCCACGUGACAUUCUUUUUCAACGGAGGCGUCGAGAAAGCAUACAAAGGCGAGGACCGGAAGCUGAUUCCCUCUCCAAAGGUACCGACCUACGAUCUGGAACCGAAAAUGUCAAUGUACCAAGUCGGUGAGGCGCUGAUAGAGGCAAUGAAGUCUGGCAAGUAUGCUUUCAUCAUGUGCAAUCUCGCUGCGCCUGACAUGGUCGGUCAUACCGGUGUCUACGAGGCCACUGUUGAAGCAUGUACCCAUUGUGACAAGGUUAUUGGUCAGAUAUGGAAAAGCUGUCAAGAGCUCGGCUACGUACUCUGCGUGACAGCGGACCACGGUAACGCGGAAUGCAUGCUCACCGAGGACGGUCGGCCUAUUACCUCGCAUACGACGAAUUUUGUUCCGUUCAUCCUCGCGGAUCCAGAUGGCAAGCUGCAUUUCAAAGAAGAGAGCUCGAAAGGUACCCUUGCCGACGUGGCACCGACGAUCCUCUCAGUCAUGGGGCUCCCGAUUCCCAAGGAGAUGAAAGGGCGCGUUCUCUGA
Messenger RNA from Cyanidioschyzon merolae strain 10D, 1539 nucleotides. RefSeq names its product phosphoglycerate mutase. Gene Ontology annotation, biological process: glucose catabolic process. The transcript has a single exon. Gene Ontology annotation, molecular function: manganese ion binding. NCBI's taxonomy places the organism in Eukaryota, Rhodophyta, Bangiophyceae, Cyanidiales, Cyanidiaceae. The record is from RefSeq and is a predicted model, not a curated record. Gene Ontology annotation, cellular component: cytoplasm. Bases 1 to 1539 code for a protein of 512 amino acids.